Schistocerca cancellata (South American locust) is the source of this 1015-nucleotide messenger RNA. RefSeq lists its product as uncharacterized. NCBI's taxonomy places the organism in Eukaryota, Metazoa, Arthropoda, Insecta, Orthoptera, Acrididae. The transcript has 3 exons. The coding region runs from base 218 to 1015 and encodes 265 amino acids. The record is from RefSeq and is a predicted model, not a curated record.
UACACAGUGUGCACUAAAUGGAGCACAGAGUUUCCUUUAUUCUGUGUAGUGUCUGAACGCCUCAAGUGGCCUUGCUUUCUCAUAUUUUAAUAAAAGAAGGCCUUUGUUCAGCACUGCUUGAAUCUGGGAACAUGCUGGGUCUACUUGAUAACAGGUUGUACCGUCAGGAGGUCGCACUUGGAAAAACUGGAAUUUGCGGAGAUUAAUUCUUGCUGCGAUGGGCAGGGAGGGCCUGUUGGCAGUCCUGUACGCUGCCUCGGCAGUCUUGUCCGUCGUGACGGUCGCUGCAUCCACCACGGUGUGGCUCCACUGGAGUGAGAUCCUGGACAACUGCGCCUCCAGAUACUGCGGCUGCAUUCUUAAUGGGGAGAGUUCACCCAUCAUGUUCAGUGGCGGAGAAAUCCAGCUGUGCCAUUUUGUGUCAUUUGCGCCGCUGCCUGUUUUUGCAAUAGCUCUGAUUUUGAGCUGUUACUACGGCUAUAAGGCCUGUAUGUACAAGAAAGUAACCAGAAGGACUUCUAAAAGAAGGAGCGGCAGGAGUGUGGCAGUGGCGAGGUCGGCGGCGGAGGACCCGCAGGCGGCAGGCGGGCAGAUGGCCCUCGCGUGGUGGCUGGUGCUGCUGGUGACGUCAGUCCUGUGCUGCCUGCUGCUGCUGGCGGCGGCCGCCGCGCUCACGGCGGGCUACCACGCCUCGUGCUCCCAGUACCGAGAGGUGGCGGUGCGCGAGCUGGGCGCCGUGGGGGACGCCGCCGCCGCCGUCUACGACCGCCUCAGCUGCGACUCCAUCUUCGACAUCAUGGACUUCGUGGAGCCCCACACGCGGCCCUUCCUCGCCAAGGUCGGGCAGGAGGACUACUACCCGCUGUCGGAGCAGAGGGACCGCUACCGCGGGGACCCCGUGGACACCGGCGGCGCGCUCCUGACCGCCAUCAUCAGCUCGUGGCUCAACUUUAUGGUCUGGCUGGUGCUGAUCGCGGCCAACGUGAAGCUCUACGGACGCUGCAAGUGCUGCUAG